Messenger RNA from Amblyraja radiata (thorny skate), 6185 nucleotides. It is a transcript of the gene igdcc4, whose product is annotated as immunoglobulin superfamily, DCC subclass, member 4. The transcript has 21 exons. Gene Ontology annotation, molecular function: protein binding. The coding region runs from base 63 to 4094 and encodes 1343 amino acids. Gene Ontology annotation, biological process: cell-cell adhesion. The record is from RefSeq and is a predicted model, not a curated record. NCBI's taxonomy places the organism in Eukaryota, Metazoa, Chordata, Chondrichthyes, Rajiformes, Rajidae.
GGGAGCGCGCUUGGUGCUGGCGGCGCGUGCCCGCCCUCACACGCACAAGAUGGCGAUGGGUGAUGGAGGGAGGGCCGCCGCCGCCCCCGCCCGAGUACAUGGCGCUCGGACAGCUGUGCUGGCACUGCCUGCUCGCCGGCGCCCUCGCCCUCGCCCUGCUGCUGCUGGCGGCCCCAGACAAUGUGAAUUCUCUGGAGCUAAGUUGCAGUGUUGGCCCUGUCGAGGUGAUACUGCAGCCCAACCAAACUGUGGUGUUGGAUUGCAACCUGCCUGCUGUUGAUCAGCCUGCUAAUACAACGUGGAAGGAAGAGGGAAUUCCUCUCGUGGAUCAAGAACAUCACCGUGUGAUUCCGAAUGGAUCAUUAUACAUCGCUGGAGUGUCAAGAUCGUUUACAGAUCAAGAUGGAGGCAGCAGUGAUAGGAGUUAUACCUGCAUGUCCGAAAAUUCCUUUGGAGCCGUAGUUAGUAGGACUGCAUUGAUCAGAUUCUCCACUUUGUCACAAUUUCAUCAGCAGCCACAGUCACAGAUUGUGGAGGAGAAUGGAACUGCCCGCUUUGAGUGUGGAAUUGAUGGACUCCCAUUUCCAGUUAUCACAUGGGAGAAGAAUCAGUCAACUCUUGCAGAUCACUUAAGGUAUAUAGUCCUCCCAAAUGGAAUUCUGCAAAUUGUAGAUGUGCAAGUAAGUGAUGCUGGAGUAUUCCGUUGUGCGGCCACAAAUGCAGCUCAGACACGCUACAGUCAGGAUGUCUCUCUCACUGUAUUACAAGGAUUUAAAUCUGUGCCUGGAAACGUGGUCAUCAUUGCUCAGCCAAAAAAUGUCACUGUUAUUGCUGGUCAAACAGCCAUCAUGGAAUGCAUGGCGUAUGCUGAUCCAACGCCAUUUGUCUCUUGGAUUCGGCAAGAUGGUAAACCAAUUGCUACUGAUGUCAUUGUGGUUGGAAGAACAAACCUUAUGAUUGCUCACACCCAACCGUAUCACUCUGGUGUGUAUGUCUGCCGUGCCAAUAAGCCACGAACCCGACAGUUUGCCACUGCUGCUGCUGAGUUGCGAGUGCUAGCCCCACCAAUGAUCACACAGUUUCCUGAGACAAUCUCCCGGAUCCGUGCAAGCACGGCUAGAUUUUUCUGCAAAGCCAAGGGGGAGCCUGCCCCGAGUAUUCGCUGGUUGAAAAACGGAAAAGACAUAUUGUCCAAUGGCCGAGUAAAAAUCCAGAGCAGUGGCAGUCUAGUAAUUAAUCAGAUUGGACUGGAAGACGCAGCUUACUACCAGUGCAUUGCAGGGAAUAGUCUUGGAAUGGCUUGCACUACAGCCAAAUUAACUGUGACAGUUCGAGAGGGCUUGCCCAGUGCUCCUAAAAGUGUGUAUGCCACUACAUUAUCAAGUACAUCAGUAUUAGUAUCCUGGGAGCGCCCAGAGUACAACAGUGAGCAGAUUAUUGGAUUCUCCCUUCACUAUCAAAAAGCUGUGGGUACAAACAACGUUGAAUACCAGUUUGCAGUAAAUAAUGACACCACCGAGCUUCAAGUGAAAGACUUGCAAGCGAACACUAGCUAUGCCUUUUAUGUUGUUGCUUACUCUCAACUUGGUGCCAGUAGGACCUCGUAUUCUGUUGUUGUAGAAACCAGGGAAGAUGUACCAAGUAGGGGCCCUCAGCCAUCCUUGUCCUUCACCACUCUCACUGACAUUCGGGUAACAUGGCUUCCACUUUCUCCUGAGCUCAGUCAUGGCAAAAUAACAAAGUACCGAAUCGAUUACUGCAUGUUGAAAGAAGAUCACAUUUAUUCAAUUGAAGUUGACGGGAAUGAGACACAGGUCACACUUCCUACAGUGCAAUCUAAGAAAAUAUACAAAGUUCGGAUUGCAGCAAGAACCAGUGUGGGAUAUGGUGCACCAUCAGAUUGGACCCAGCACAUCAUACCCGACAGAAAUAAACAAAUAAUGGUUCCAUUUGCUCCUACAGAAAUGAAGGUCAAGACUAAAGUAGACGCUCUGUUGGUCACAUGGCAACCACCCUCUAACCAUGUCCAGAUCCAGGGUUACAAGCUGUUUUACAGAGAGGCAGAUGCUGAUCCUUCGAGCAAAGAAUUAAGUGAAGCUAAUGAAGAUGAACAGUGGACAAAAGGACCAAUCCGCCUUCGAAGAAAAAUUAAACAAUAUGAGAUUACUGGAUUAGCAUCAGACAAACUUUAUGAAAUCAAGUUGAUCGCAUUUAACAAACAAGACGAUGGAUAUGCAGCUGUUUGGAAAGGAAAAACAGAGAAGCAACCUGUCCUAACCUUAGAUUCUCCUGUGAUAUUGCCGCCUCCAAUUCAACUUUGGGCGGAACCCAAUGGAUCCCGAGCAAUCUGGCUACAUUGGACCAGGUCACCAUUCACCACAGUCCAGAUUGCAAAUUAUACCGUACGCUGCAGCCCUUGGGGGAUCAAGAAUGCUUCUCUUGUGACUUACUUUACCAGCACUGUAGAAGACAUUAUCAUCAGUAGCCUGAAGCCAUACACCAGAUACGAAUUUGCAGUGCAGUCCAAUGGAUUUGAUGUUGAUGGGCCUUUCAGUGGCAUUGUGAAGGAAUCAACUCUGUCUGACAAACCUUCCAGCCCACCAUCGGAUUUGAAAUUAAAUCCAAUUAAUUCCUACUCGGUCAGAGUUCGAUGGCAACCUCCAGCUGAACCAAACGGCAUUAUAAUUGAAUACAUUAUUUUGUACAAUGCAAACUACACACAGUCAGAUGAACUCUGGAAUUCAUUGUCCAAGGAAGGGCACAUUUUCAGCACUGAUGUGCGGGGACUGGAAAGUGACACUCGGUACUUCUUCAAGAUGGGUGCAAAGACAGUUGUGGGAAGAGGACCAUAUUCCACGACAAAAGAUGUGCAAACUCUGGCAAAACGAAUAUUAGGACUGCAUGAUCUCCUUGAUGUACAUUCUGUAACAGGCAUCAUUGUAGGUGUCUGUCUUGGGCUGCUUUGCAUUCUCUUCUGCAUCUGUGCCAGUUUCUGGAACAAUAAGCGAAGAGAGCCAGGUCCUGAUUCUCACCAGACAACUGAGCAGUCCCACUCUCGCAGGGCAAGGAACGCAUCAUCAGCUCACAAUGCUGCCCUUCCUCAUGCUCAUGAGCUUGAAACACUAAUGUCUACUCUUGGUGAAGAUCUAUCACUGCCACUUACUGAGAUAACUGAACUCACUGACGUGCAAAUCUUUAUGAAUUCCAGCCUUCCAGAUGAUGACAUUCAGAUUAAAUUAAAGCCUGCCUGGAAUGGUUCUGUUCAUCAUCAAUGGGCAAAAGAUCCGAUUUGCUACAGCAGUGCAGUCCAUCAAGAUUCUACUCGCAAGGCUAGUGAAACACUGCGCUUUGAGCCAGGUCCCAGUGAAGGUGAUCUACGUGGAAAUAUUGUUUUUGACAGUUUUACGGGUUCAGCAAAGAAAGAAAAUCAUCAUUCAGGCCUGAAUCAAGUUGAAGCUGAAGUUAUUGUUCAUUCUGAGUUAUCAGCGUCAGAAAGAAAUUCUGUUCUUGAGAACCACGGUUCACAAGGUAAUGAAGGUCUUCUGACGAAGUCCUUCACUUCAGAAUCCAUAGAAGACCUUCCCAGUGAGGAUAUUAUGUUACCUGGUGAGGACUGGAAGACUAAGGAAAAUCUUGAGAUUGAGUGCACUGCUGAAAUACCAGCAAAAGCCCAGAAAGAAGAUUAUCAGACCAAGUUUACCCUCGCUUUGCCUGCGGCAGAGAGUCGACCUGUGGAGGUUUGCGAGAAUUCUUUGUCUCCUGUUGGAAAUGGAGUAAAGAACUGCAUCGAUGCAGAAAAUCUCAAAGAUGUCAAAGUAGACAAUUCAUCACUACAUUCUAAAACUCAAAGCAAAUUGAAGAUCGUUGAUUGCCACGGACUCAGCAAUGGUUUUCAGAGCAGUGAGGGUUGGCAAAGCUCAGUCAAUGGUUUAACGUUAACAAACAGAAACUCUGAAUCGCCAUGUCUAAAAAGUGCAGAGAGCCUCCCUGGGAGAAGUCAGUCUUUGGCUACAGGCGAGGAGGUCUCUGCUUGUCAUUUCAUUGCCUCCAGUAUCACUACUACCUCAACAUCUGAGAAAGACUUGUGUCCAUAAUCAUUAACACACUCCCGACUUUGCCAAAUACUGGGGUGAAUCCUGCAAUUACACACUCUGCGAGUGCCUAUUACCACAUCCACCAAGGAUCCUUGCACAGCACUGGGUCAUGAAAGAACCUGGGACCACUUACCAGGUUCCUGUACCUUGUAUUUUAGAUACAUGCUCCUCUGUGAUGGAAUGAUCUAAUUUUAUUUUCUGAGAGGAAUUUUGCUUAUUUAAUAUGAUAAAGUAAAAUUGUAUGUUUUAGUGUAGCAUUUAUAAUACUUCCACCUUCCUUCAAUACAACAGAACUACCUCAAGUCUGUUUAAAAUAUUGAGUGGUAUUGUACUCCAUUAGUUUUGUCGCUUGUUUCUAUAGAUGUUUUAUUUUCAUUUUCUUUGCACAGGUUUUGUUCCAACUGGAAAUUACUUAAGCAACUGUGCUGAUGAAAUGCUAUAAUGAAAUUAACUUUAAGAAACAGAUGCAUCUGUCCACCAUUUCAACCAUACCCCCACUGCAUCUGUCCACCUUUUCAACCAUACCCCACUGCAUCUGUCAGACACAAGAUCCAUCAGAUCACAAUCACAAUAAUACUUUAUUAACCAAGUAUGUUUUGCAAUAUACGAGGAAUUUAAUUUGCCAAGUCAGUCAUACAAAUAAAAAACAACGGAACACACAAAACACAUUUUAACAAAAACAUCCAUCACAGUGACUCCUCCACAUUCCUCACUGUGAUGGAAGGUGAAUAAAAGUUCAAUUGUUGUCGGGUAACUUUGAGAGAGGUUUUAGAUGUAUACAUUGCGAAUGGAAAAUAACUAUUUUUCUUAUGGAAAGUGUGCCAAAUUGCAAGAUGUUUGUACAUUAUCAUUCUGUCAGAUUACUGAUUUGGCUCGAAGGUGUGUUUGUAACUUCUGAAUCUGUGACGUGUGAAAGAGUCAUUUCUUCUGGGUUGCUCCUCAUCUUCCACAGGUUUGUGGGAAAAUACAAGGAGACAUUGAAAUGGGUUUACACCACGGGCGAGGUGGAUGAUGAGGAGAAACCAAUGAAGGAAUUCACGAUGCUGAUCUGUAACUUGUAAUGGAAAAUAAUUACAUGUGGGGGGGGGGGGGGGGGGGGGGGGGGGGAGAGGAGUGUACUGUGAACGAUGGCAAUUUCAAUUUGAAACUCAAGCCUUACUUUGAACCCACCACCAUCCCCUAACUAUAAAAUGAAGAUUAAGCCUUAUGAAGACCCAAUGCCACAUGUUAUGUGCAAUUGAAAACACUUCAUCACCGCUUCAAAUUUAUAUUUUAUUACAAAAAAAUUGCAUAGUCUUGAUUUGUGUUUACAAGUUUGAGAUUGAAGACUGGUAAAAUAAUGCACAUUUAUGACUUGUUAAAGUGCAUCAACUACUGUUUCACAAUUUUAGGAAUGCUGUACAUAACUAACAGUUUUACUGUGUACAUAUUCUCUAUUGAACAUCUGUCAUAUAUAGAGCAAGUUUCUUGUGUGAAGCACACCUUUCCAUUUAUUGCACUGUUCUAUAAUAGAGCAGUAUACUUUGACUCAAUAGAGCAGCAUUGUAGAACAUCUAAUUUAAUUAAAAUCUAUCUACACAGCUUAAUAUCCAUUAUUAUUUCAGGAUAGAUUAUGGCACAUGUCACUUCUAGGUCAAUCAUCUCUUGUCUUGAAAUUGCCGGUAAUUUGUCAUCUUGCAAAACUGCCUAUUUAAAAUCCAUCAGCAGUCUAAUGUACUUGAUCAUUUACUCUCUUGUGGACAACAUCUUAUUUUAUCUCUGUUCAGGAUCUGUUUUGAAAAGUACAGAGACAUUAUGAGGCUUGGCACAAGAGGUGUAUUGAUUAUCCAGGAUUGACAGAUUAGACUCUCUGCAUUGAAUAUUGAUAACAGCAACUGUAUUGACCUGCAUAAUGGUGUUCAUGUUCGCAAAUAACCUGAUCACUUAUUGUUGAAUUCUUACAAGAUAUUCCAUUUUGCAAAAGGUCUUGUGGAGCAAUCUGUGACACCACGUUUUUCAUGGAGUUUGCCACUCUGUACAAUUGCACGUUCCCUUAUAGAUGAUGGUUAUUAAAUGAGCAUUUCCAAUAAAUAAUACAACUGAGAUACUUCA